CUCCACCUCUCUGUCUCGCCACUCUCUGGCUAGUAUCAGUGUUUUCUGAACAUAACAGAAUACUUUUUUCCUCUGCCCCCAAAAUGUGAAUAUUAACGUAAUUUUCUGUAUCUUCAUUAUUUCCGUCCUCAAGUACAUUUCUUUUUUUUGCUGUCCUUUUAAUUGAGCGAGUUAAAAGCAUAAUUAGCAUUUCAAUCUUUCCUACAGUCUCCCUCCGUCCUCCUCCUCGCUCUCUCUCUCUCUCUCUCUCUCUCUCUCUGACUCUACAUGUCUCUGUCGCUAAGGCAACCAAUGCCUUUUCCUACUCGCUCUCUAUAUCUCCCCUUUCUCACUGUCUCCCUCAUUCCCUCUCUCUUCAGCCAGAGAGAGAGAGAUGAUCGGAGGAGUUGGGGCUCAGUGAACAGAACGAAGCGAUGGAGAGAUGCUCCAUCUCUCCUGUCAAACGACUGACCACCCACCGCUGCCUUUUCUUUCUCCUGGUUGCCGCGGUGACGCGACCCUCAACCUGUAACCGUGACGACGAGGGCGAGGGGCAGGUGGAGGCCUUCUCAGCCCAGCUGUCCAUCACAGGACAGGUCACACCCACCCCUAUUUGGUCCGUGGACUGGGGCCCCACACUAGCCCUGGAGGACGAGACGCAUCACUUCCUGUCCAGCCAGGAAGCGGACCUGUACCACCAUGGCCACGAAGUCCCCACGACAACCGCUGAGGCCUGGCUGCAUCAUCAGAGUGCACCGGGCAGCGUUUUGCCGCAGGAGCCCCUGGAUCUGCUGGAGGCCCCGGACGCAGAGGGAGUGGAGGAUGGAGGAAGUGAGGCGGAGGAGAGAGAGCCUGAGGAAGUGGACCCUCAGUUUUACGUCACAGUGACCAUCUCCUCUCUGCUCAUCCUGACUGCUGUCAUCAUAACAGCCAAACUCAGUUACGACCGCAGCUGUUCCCAGCACCCGCCCCCGCUUUCCCGUGGCGUGGCCCCCCCCCUCUCUCUCGCCCUCCCUCGUUCCCUGGCUCUGGAGGACAGCCGGCAGACGCUGCACGGCACCCCCUCCUUUACCGACAGGGAGAGGUAAUGAGUCGCCUCACCAGCUCACUGGAGAGAGAGAGAGAGUGUUUGUGUGGAGU
Oncorhynchus gorbuscha (pink salmon) is the source of this 1119-nucleotide messenger RNA. Its product is annotated as PILR alpha-associated neural protein-like. The transcript is spliced from 5 exons. The record is from RefSeq and is a predicted model, not a curated record. Gene Ontology annotation, cellular component: membrane. NCBI's taxonomy places the organism in Eukaryota, Metazoa, Chordata, Actinopteri, Salmoniformes, Salmonidae. Gene Ontology annotation, biological process: regulation of immune response. The coding region runs from base 414 to 1067 and encodes 217 amino acids.